UAAAAGGCAAAGCAGCCAGACGGAGAGGGAGAGAGAGGUAGAGAGAGAUGGGGUGGAAACGGGAGGACGACGAGCCUUCGGGGCGUGGCUUCGGCGAUCUCGCAAACCGCCCUAUCUCGAACCCUAAUUUCCCUCGAUCCGCGGAGGGCGGCGACCGUUUCUCGACGCGUAGGGUGGUCCGAUCGAACUGCCGGACGGAGGAGGUGGAGCCUGGCAGGUUCGUGCGCAAGUGUGAGAAGACAGAGCAGCUUCUGAGGGAUUGCGUUGGCAGGCCUCCACAGGUAGUUGAAUCAAAUACUGAGUACACUGAAGUCGAUGUCACUGAAGAAAUGAACAAGGGGCACAUUCCUUUUGACCCACCUUCUGCAGUGCCCUUCACUUUUCCCGGGCUUCAAAAUGAUAUCAAUAGUAUCGAAAGGACAUUGUUCGGAGGCUUCAGGCAUUUCUUGGAGGCAGCAGAAGAGAUGACGAAUGAGUUCUUCAGAUCAAUGGGGGAUCCUUUGCAGCGUCGAAGUGAACCAGCACCAUUUGGUCACUCCAGGCCUGCUGACGAGCAACUGAAGAAUGACCAUCCUACACAACCGAGCAAGUCAGAUUUCUCUGGCUAUUCCGGGCAGAUGACAGAUGUCUAAACAAUACAACUGCUGCAUACUGAAGUGUAUGAACAAAUCUGCCACACUUGUGUCAUGCUUUAGUUCUUGUGUUGCAUGUAGAGAGUUUGUGCCACAUAGAAUGUGUUUGUUUUGCAUAAAACCCGUGUAUGUGUAGUACAUUUUCGAUGAAUUUUUUUUUUACAGGAAUACUGAAUGUUAUAGAAUGCUUUAGUUUUUUAUUUGCAACAAUGUUCCAUUCAAUUACA
Zingiber officinale is the source of this 859-nucleotide messenger RNA. RefSeq names its product fra a 1-associated protein-like. NCBI's taxonomy places the organism in Eukaryota, Viridiplantae, Streptophyta, Magnoliopsida, Zingiberales, Zingiberaceae. The transcript is spliced from 2 exons. Bases 48 to 632 code for a protein of 194 amino acids. The record is from RefSeq and is a predicted model, not a curated record.